Hibiscus syriacus is the source of this 1615-nucleotide messenger RNA. RefSeq names its product GTP 3',8-cyclase, mitochondrial-like. The record is from RefSeq and is a predicted model, not a curated record. Lineage: Eukaryota; Viridiplantae; Streptophyta; Magnoliopsida; Malvales; Malvaceae. The transcript is spliced from 7 exons. Bases 102 to 1253 code for a protein of 383 amino acids. Gene Ontology annotation, biological process: Mo-molybdopterin cofactor biosynthetic process. Gene Ontology annotation, molecular function: cyclic pyranopterin monophosphate synthase activity; GTP 3',8'-cyclase activity; metal ion binding.
AGCAGCAUUGGUGGCGGCUGGCCAGCCUUAAUUUGACCUCGGCCUUUAUUCCUUUGAAUUACUCCACCGUGUGAUUGCUUGCAGCACCGCCAAUUAUUAUCAUGAAACGCUACAUCUCUAGAAUUACCAACUGGCCUUCGCCUUCCGCCUCUCGUGGCUUCAAUUUCACCUGGGUGGAUAAGAGGUAUAGGAAUUUUGGUUCAAAGACGGCGGAGGAUCUGAUUAAUGGAGAAGAAGUCAAUGAUAAAGAGAAAGGGAAUCAAGUUUCCGAUAUGUUGAUUGAUAGCUUCGGAAGGAAGCACACUUACUUGAGAAUCUCCUUGACGGAGCGUUGCAACCUCCGGUGUCAGUACUGUAUGCCGGCGGAAGGGGUGGAGCUAACGCCGUCUCCGCAAUUACUCACCCACCGCGAGAUCAUUCGUUUGGCCAAUCUUUUUGUCGCUUCCGGUGUCGAGAAGAUUCGGCUCACCGGCGGUGAGCCGACCGUCCGGAAGGAUAUUCGGGAUAUUUGCUUGGAUUUGUCGAGCUUGAAAGGGCUUAAGACUUUGGCAAUCACCACUAAUGGAAUUACUCUUGCUAGGAAGCUUCCAUUGUUGAAACAAUGUGGGGUUACCAAUCUGAAUAUCAGCUUAGACACACUCGUUCCUUCGAAAUUCGAGUUUAUGACUCGGCGUAAAGGACAUCACAAGGUUAUUGAAUCCGUUAAUUCGGCCAUCGAUCUUGGUUACAACCCUGUGAAAGUCAAUUGUGUCGUCAUGCGUGGAUUUAACGAUGAUGAGAUGUGCGAUUUUGUCGAACUCACUCGUGAGAAACCGAUUAACGUUCGAUUCAUCGAGUUCAUGCCUUUCGAUGGAAAUGUAUGGAAUGUCAAGAAACUCGUGCCGUAUGUAGAGAUGUUGGAUACUGUGAUGAUAAAGUUUCCGGCCCUCAAGAGGUUGCAUGAUCAUCCAACUGAGACUGCGAAGAAUUUCCGGAUUGAUGGCCACGCUGGCACUGUAUCUUUCGUGACAUCGAUGACUGAGCAUUUUUGUGCCGGUUGUAAUAGAUUGAGACUUUUAGCUGAUGGCAACUUAAAAGUAUGCCUCUUUGGUCCUUCAGAGGUUAGCUUAAGAGAUCCUCUUCGAUCCGGUGCUGGUGACAACGAACUUAGAGAAAUAAUCAGAGCAGCGGUUAAGAGGAAGAAAGCUGCACAUGCUGGGAUGUUUGACAUUGCAAAGACAGCGAAUAGACCGAUGAUACACAUUGGUGGCUAAGGCAUGAAUGUAAAGAACAUCCUACAGAACCGAAAACGGAGAUGAAUCUGGUAAUUUUCACAUACUGUUCUUCUUGCUUGACAGUAUACAUCUGGUAAAAGCAUGAAGUAGUUGAAUUCCCGACGAAGUAGUUGAAUUCCCGAUGAAAAACGGAAAGUUUUGUUGUAACUUACUUGUAUUUAUAAUAAGGUCGACCCGAUUUAGCAUUCGAGAUCGACACAGCUUUUGACCUCAGAAGCUGUAUUUUUAUCGCAGUCUCGAUGCUAGAUGGGUAUGUGAUGCAUUACAGCUGAAGCUCAAACUAUUUGUUGUUGACUACCUGAUUUGGUUUCGAUACUCGACUUCGACACGAUUAUUAUAGA